Molecule: messenger RNA, 1865 nt
Organism: Cyclopterus lumpus (lumpfish)
Lineage: Eukaryota; Metazoa; Chordata; Actinopteri; Perciformes; Cyclopteridae
Gene: tmem51b
Product: transmembrane protein 51b
Exons: 3
Coding region: 244-1110 (288 amino acids)
Source: RefSeq, a predicted model, not a curated record
UUUCACUCCGGCUGGAAUUUGACUAAAGUUUCUCUUAAAGCAUUUGCUGUUGCAGUAAACGUUGUCUAUAGGUAUAUAUAAAAACGCUUUGUGAUUUUAAACACGAAGCUCAGUUGAACGGUCAGUUGUAUGUCUUCUUCCUCUUUUUCCCUCUGAUCUUCCUGAAAACACCUGCGUGAUUCAGGUGAAGAGGGAAGUCCUUGGGCAUUGAGUCAUUGAGCGGCGAAAGAUUGUCCUGCAGGGAUGUGUUCCAGUCGGGGAAUAUGCGGCGACAACAACCGUCCCAACAGAUCCUCCAGCACAGAGGGCACCGGUUCAGGUGCUCACUAUGCCCUGUGCGCCCUUGGAGUGGGACUCAUAGCCCUGGGUAUCGUCAUGAUUGUGUGGACUGUGAUACCGAUGGACGGAGAGAACUUGGGCGGCUCCCCCACGACGAGCAACUCCACUGGAGGUGACGGCAAUAAAGACGAGGAAGAAAAAGACAGCACGGAUCCUUCAAUAGUGGCUAUGGUGCUGGUUGGAGUAGGGGCAGCAAUGUUGCUUUUAGCCAUUAUCCUCGGAGUGAGAAAUAAGAAGAGACAACGCAACGCAAGUAGCCAGCCAGUGGCAACAGGAGUCCCCCUCAUGAACCAUGCGGCCAGGGCGCAGGAGGAAGUAGCGGCAGAGCGAGCGGCAUUAGCCGUGCCGAGUUACGAGGAGGUGGUCGGCAGCGGCGACUACCCCGUCCGCCAGAGCAACCUUCGCAGUAGCACCUCCCAGCUGCCGUCCUACGAGGACAUCAUAGCCGCUGUGGAAAAUGAAGGAAGAGAGCCCACUGACAACCCUUCCGAGAUCACCCCUCUAAAUGAUUCCACACCAGCUCCAACUGAACCUGCUGCCGAGAUCCAGACUGACCCUCCUGGCCUUAAAUCAAACCCUAGCCUGCCCACUCGCAGUGCCAGCCGGGCGAGCCGUUUACUGCGGCCUCUCCGGGUGAGGAGGAUCAAGUCCGACAAACUGCACCUGAAGGACUUCCGCAUCCAAAUCCGCAGUCCCACACAGAAUCCAGUGACCAUUGAACCUAUCACUCCGCCACCGCAGUAUGACAAUAAGAUGCCUGAAUUAGGGUAGUGUCUCUCGCUUAUUGUCUGCUCCCAAUGAAUAUAAAUAACUUUGUUUCUGAUAACCCAUUUUCAAGGUUGGUAUUAGGCCGGUUAAAUGUAACUGGGAGCUGCGUGAUGGAGGCCAUGCAGACACGCUCCUGAAAUGAGAACAUUGUCUUCAUCACUGAAGCUUGUGAUUGGCAUAGUUAUUCUCUAAAGCAUAAUUAAGUAUUGUGUGAUAGGAUAAGCUGUCAAUGUCAAGAUUUUGUUUUAGACUUCAAACCAUAACUGUCAAACAUUGGACAGCCUUUCAGUUUUAUUUAAUUCAAUUGUGUGGACAAUAUCCUGAACUUUUAUAUGUUUUUCACUUUCCCAGGAAUUCUUAUUGUUACCGUAUAUUGAUGCUGAUUUAAUUGUGGAAUCGUUUGAACCAUAUUGUUGUAAUUACAAAGGGCAAAAGGGAAAUUAAUUACCUGGGAGUUUUAAAAGUUGUAUCACGAGCAUUAUGUGCAACCUUUUUGUGAUUUGUAACUAAAAUAAUGCACAUGGCCAAAAUGUUUUGAUAAAAAAAGCUGUUUGUAAGUUGUUUUUAAAUCUUUGUCUGAAACAAACUGGUUGUUGAAAAUAAAAAUGACAUCUGUAUGACAAAUAUUGGAAACUCAUAUUCCACUGUAACUGUAAAACUAUUGUAUAUUCUUGUAUGGGAAAUGACAUUAACAAGUAUGCAUUGCUUUAUAUGUAUUUAGAUGUUUAAACUGUGCUGUAUGCUGUUGAUAAAGAGUG